Messenger RNA from Eriocheir sinensis (Chinese mitten crab), 1899 nucleotides. Its product is annotated as complement C2-like. The coding region runs from base 349 to 1275 and encodes 308 amino acids. Lineage: Eukaryota; Metazoa; Arthropoda; Malacostraca; Decapoda; Varunidae. The transcript has 14 exons. The record is from RefSeq and is a predicted model, not a curated record.
GAAUAUGUGACCUGCGACCUACCACAAGGCUUGGAUAAUGGUAGAAUAGUCCGACUCAACCAGACCCUGGAAUACGGUAGCCUGGUCGAAUAUCACUGUCUACCGGAACACAGGCUGGUCGGGGGGAGCUUCCGGAGGUCAUGUGGCGAGCUGGGCGAGUGGUUGGGUGGAGAACCGAAGUGUGUGUUGGGUCCAGAGGAUGCCUACAACACCAUAGGCUCCGAUAGUAGUAGUAGUAGUGUGAGUACUACUUCUACUUCUACCGCUAGCAACACCGGGCUCUACAUCGGACUAUUCUUCGGGCUCAUCCUGGCGAUAGUCUUCAUAGGAGUGCUAGUCUACUUCAGAAUGUUUUGGGCGCCCAGCCGUACACGUGAACUAACAGUCUUGGCUUCAGGGCAGGUCGCUAAAAUGAGUGGUGGCACUGCCCGGCACUUCCUCAAGAAGGCUCUCCUGCCCCUGACUGGCUGGUGUGACAGUGUUGGCAGUCUGCUGCUUCUUGAAGUCCGGUGUCCCAACCUCACUACAACGCUGACUACUGCCUUAAGUGUGGUAGUGGAGGAUAGAGGCCGAGUGGAGGCUACAGCGGACUAUUCCUGCGAGAAGGGGAGGAGGAUAGUCGGGAAUAGUCAGCGGAAGUGUGGUAGUAAUGGUAUCUGGAGUGGCAGUCAACCGCGCUGUGAAUAUGUGACCUGCGACCUACCACAAGGCUUGGAUAAUGGUAGAAUAGUCCGACUCAACCAGACCCUGGAAUACGGUAGCCUGGUCGAAUAUCACUGUCUACCGGAACACAGGCUGGUCGGGGGGACCUUCCGGAGGUCAUGUGGCGAGCUGGGCGAGUGGUUGGGUGGAGAACCGAAGUGUGUGUUGGGUCCAGAGGAUGCCUACAACACCAUAGGCUCCGAUAGUAGUAGUAGUAGUAGUGUGAGUACUACUUCUACUUCUACCGCUAGCAACACCGGGCUCUACAUCGGACUAUUCUUCGGGCUCAUCCUGGCGAUAGUCUUCAUAGGAGUGCUAGUCUACUUCAGAAUGAGUGUCGAUGAUUUGAUUGAGGCAGUAUUCCUCGGCAAAGUGCAUGACAGCUUUGCCUGGGUCCUCAUGUCUUCCGCUCCUCCAUACACACACUCCAAAUUCCAGUCUGUUAGCGGAAAGUUUAAGUCUGCAAGGCAGUGCCAGUGUUUGGAGUGCCACUGUGCCUGGCCGUCCAGCGCUGCCCGGCACACGAUGGCAUCCAGCUGCCCACCAUUGUCAGGGAGUGCAUUGACCAGAUAGAGGAGCGGGGUCUCCACUGUGAGGGCAUCUACAGGCUGAGUGGCGUCAAGAGCAAAGUACAUCAACUGCGUCGCCUCUACAACACUGGGGAGGGUGUGAGGCUGUGUGACCAGGAGCCGCACGUCAUCGCAUCCCUCCUCAAGCAGUACCUCAGGGAGUUGCCGGAGCCAGUGAUGCCGUCGGACAUGAUGCCACACUUUGAGGACGUAGCGAUCAUUCCUAACCCCGGGGAGCGCGCCGAGGCCAUGCGCCAGCUGAUCAACCGCCUGCCAACCGCCAACCGCCUGCUGCUCCAAUACAUAUUCAAGCAUAUGGGACACAUCAUUGCAAGGGGAGUUGCCGGAGCCAGUGUUGACGUCGGACAUGAUGCCACACUUUGAGGACGUAGCGAUCAUUCCUAACCCCGGGGAGCGCGCCGAGGCCAUGCGCCAGCUGAUCAACCGCCUGCCAACCGCCAACCGCCUGCUGCUCCAAUACAUAUUCAAGCAUAUGGGACACAUCAUUGCAAGGGUGCCUGAGGACGCCUUCCCAUGGACAGCAGCAGGCGACAUCCUCCUGAGGGGCUGCUGUGUGGCGUCCAUCCUCCUUUGUAUAAAGACAAAUACACUUACCUCAACACAACAA